Molecule: messenger RNA, 2448 nt
Organism: Parascedosporium putredinis
Lineage: Eukaryota; Fungi; Ascomycota; Sordariomycetes; Microascales; Microascaceae
Source: the annotation of a GenBank genome assembly
AUGAACAUCGUUCGUCCAAGCCUCCGCGUGCGCUCCUCUCUCCCCUUCCAGAGUCUCUACCGUCUACUCGGCGCCCUAGCUCCCAAGCGCGCAGGUGACGCCCCUCUCACGAUCCCCAGCGCGGCGCGCAGCGCGACGACGAAAGCUGCAGCAGCAGCAGCAGCAGCAGCAGAAACAGAAACAGACGCUGCCGAGGCGCGAUCCUUCCGGGGAUCGCGGCUGACCAAGCCGCUGAAGAUGGCGGACCUCACGGCCAAGUACCAGCGCUGGACGCGCACCGACCUCCUGGACCGGCUGAACCUGUUGGAGAACGAGUUCAAGAGGCGCGGCGUGGACAUUGACGCCGAGCUGCGCGCCGCGACCGAGGCUUCGGAAGCGCAAGCAGCAGCAGCAGCCGCUGCCGCUGCGGCGGCGGCCGUGGCGGAGGCGGAAGCGGUUGCUCCGAAGAACGGAGGCGACCCUGCUGCUGCGGCGGCGGCGGCCGUCCCUAAGAAAAAGAUCAAGAAGCCGGCCGAGAUCGACCCUUCCAAGUACAGCACGCGCUUCAUCGCGCUGAAACUCGCGUACCUGGGCAAGAAUUACGGCGGAUUCGAGUUCCAGGCGUCAGCGGAGAUGCCGACUAUUGAGGAGGAGCUGUGGAAGGCGCUGGUGACGGCGCGCCUCAUCUACCCCAAGGACAAGAAGGUCAUCGACUUUACCUGCUGCGACUACGCCAAGUGCGGGAGGACGGACCGGGGCGUGAGCGCGUUUGGGCAGGUUAUCUCGUUGCGGGUGAGGAGCAAUAGACCGCUGCCGAAACCUGCCGCUGCGACAACUCCGACGACGACGACGACGACGACGACGACGACCGCUGAUGGAGGCGAGUCUAGGGUCGUCGGAGCGGAAGCAGAGGUGGAACUGCCCGAGAAGCAGCAGCAGCAGCAGCAGGAGGAGGAGGAGAAGCCGUUCGACGACGUCAAGGACGAGAUCAACUACACGACCUUUUUGAACAAGCUCCUCCCGCCCGACAUCCGCAUCCUCGCGUGGCAGUACCGCUACUUCUUCACGCAGCCCUCGUUCCUGCCCCUCCCGUCGCAGUAUAACCCGGCCGGCAGCAACGGGUGGCUGGACAUUGGCAAGAUGCGCGAGGCCGCCCGCCUGUUUGUCGGGGUGCGCGACUUUCGCAACUUUUGCAAGGUGGAUGCCGCGAAGCAGGUGACUAAUUUUGAGCGCGAGAUCUUUGCCGCCGACGUCGUUGAGGUGCCUGACGCGCAUGCGGACCUGCCGUUUCUCUCCGCUCCGGAGAUGCAGCCGCCCAGCGGUAGCGCUGCUGCUGCUGCUGCUGCUGCUGCCGUUCUCGAUGGACCCGCCGCGCGCCCCAAGACGUACGCGUUCGUGGUCAAAGGGUCCGGGUUCCUGUGGCACCAGAUCCGGUGCAUGGUGUCGAUCCUCUUUCUCGUGGGCCAGGGGCUGGAGCCGGCGUCGCUCAUCUCGGACAUGCUGGACGUGAAGAAGACGCCCAGCCGGACAACGUACAUCAUGGCGCACGACGUGCCCCUCGUGCUGUGGGACUGCGUGUUCCCCGAGGAGUCGGACCCGGCGCGCCGCGACGCGCUGAAUUGGGUGUAUCCCAGCCGGGAGUGCGAGGGCAACUACUACGGCACCAUGGCGGUGCUGGACAGCGCCUGGUCCACUUGGAGAGAGCGGCACGUGGACGUGAUCCUCUCGGCGCAGCUUGCCGGGCUCAUCGCCGCGGCUGACCCGCCCGGGGGCUGGAACGCGGGUGACGCGGCUCCGGCGGCGGCGGCGGCGGCGGCGGACGGCAGCCAGGUCAAGGGCGAGGGCAACAAGAAGCCCAAGGGCCGGCCGGUCAAGGCCAAGCUGAAGAAGAUGAUGACGCCGGAGCAGGUCAAUGACCAGUACGCUAAGAAAAUGGGCUUUGAGAAUGCGGAGACGAUGAGGGCUACGGAUGGGUGGAGGAAGGCGAUUAAAGAUGUGCGGGCGAGUAGGAGGGCCAAGGCGGCGGCGGGGUGGAGGAGCAGCAGCAGCAGCAGCAGCAAAAGUGAGACGGCUCUCUUUAGUGGUUUGCAUCCAGAAAAGCCUAGUGGGUUUGGGCCGCGGGAACAGGACAACCAUGUCCUCCUCACCCUCGACCACGACGACAAGGCAGAAGCGGACCUCGAACCCGACAAAGACCUCGUUGACGAGCACAUCGCGGAUCAACUCAGUGGGUAUGAAGCGCGCCGCGCCCCCGCGCGACGGCCGCGUCUGGAUGCCGAGGCCCCGCAGGACCAAGACCGACUCGGUAGUGUCGACGCGCGCGAGGGCCAUGGCGGCGAACACGGCGGCGGCCGCCCCGCAGCUAGGACGGGUCCCGAGAGGCGCGCAGUCGAGGCUAGAGCCAGCGCGGCGGGGCGGCCAACCAAAACAAACCGCAAAUACCCCGGCUGUAAUGGUCAUAAUGGUUGA